AUGUCUGACGUGAAGAACGCAUCAGGAAAUCAACCGCCGACGUCGCCGAAAGGCCACCCGCUCCCCCGUCGCUCUUCACCCGAGAACUCCGUAACCCUCCGUAAUCAUCUCCUGGCGAGCCAGGCGAGCGACAGAGCAGCAUCAUCACGCAUCGCAGCUGCUGCGAGUUCCGGGUCCUCCUCUUCACCUAGGCGGCAAUCCUCUGGAGAAUCUCACAACACCGGACCUAGCGAUCCGAAGAAAUGGUUUGAUCGGAAUAACGAGAAUCCAACGGCAGGUUACUCCAACGCCAUGGAUGUUGAUCCUCCGUUCUUCCAGAAGGAGAGUGACUCAUCCAACGAAGAUAUGGUUAAGGGAGACAGUUACCCUCCACACUUACUGAAGCCUCCCGUUGACGCCAGACUCAAGCCUACUGCUACGCACAGCAGUAGCGCCGACGAUUACCGAAGCGUCAUUGACGACCUGACUAUUGAAAUUAAGAAGUUGAAAGAUGAAUUGAAGAAGCACAAGCACAAGGGACCGGAGCUGAUGAAGCGCGACAAGCUGUUCGAAAUCAAGGUACAUGGAUUACCGAAGCGCAAGAAAAGGGAACUGGAGGCCACUCUUCGUGAGUUUGCCGCUGGACUGGAGAGCAGCACACCGAGUGCCGAGGCGUCUUCAGCGCGGAAGAAAUCCAGACACAAUGCCCGACUUGAAUCUGGAUCGGGGUCAAUGUCGAAACAUGCGUCAUCGUCCUCUGGUUCCCAUUCAAGGCCAGUUGACUCUGCCUACGCGUCAAUGUCGACAGGCGCCAAUUCAUCUGGGACAUCUCUCGCGCGACCGUCAAUCAGUUCGAGGGCGAGGUCGUCUGAGCAGAAGGUACAAAAUUAUCUGAAGGACAUUCCGGAGGGCCUGUACCCACGCCACAUGGUCAUGACGGACAAGGACAAGAAGAAGCUCAUUGUGCGGCGGUUGGAGCAAAUCUUUACAGGAAGGAUCACCGGUCGGAAUCUCACUCGCCAUCAACCGAAGUCGGCGGCGGACAUGGCACCAAUGGCGCCCAUAAUGGUGGAGCCCGCAACCGGACACACAACCACCAAACACGGCCCCCUCAAUGCGUCUAUGGCACAAAACGAACCUUCCCGACAGGCUCGUAUAGUCGCUUCUGACGCGAAAAAGGGCCAAUCCAAGGACAACACAUCGGCCACAAACUCAAACGACCAACCGGACUCCGGGGCCAAUUCGGCCGUGACACAACAAAGCACGUCGCCGCCUGACGAUUCGCCCCCGGAGCAACGACCCACUCGGCCGCUGGACUUGGAUCCCGACCGUCUACAGAACCCGACGGAAAACAUGGAUUACAUCCGCCACUUGGGCCUUGCACCCCCUCAUUUGACAGGUCUGACGUCCUACGAGGAUGUUUCUCCUGAUGCCGAUGGCUGGGUUUACCUGAAUUUGUUGUGUAACAUGGCGCAGCUUCACAUGUUGAAUGUGGCGCCGGACUACGUUCGCAGUGCGGUAACCGAGAAGAGUACCAAAAUUCAGUUAUCGCCAGACGGCCGCAAGAUCCGCUGGCGAGGUGGCACAGAGGGAACCAAGUUUAGCAGCGACAGCUCCGGCGACACAUCCCAGAUGAGUCGAUCGGAAGACUCCGAGGGUCACGAGCAGGACGGACAGAGGAAGAAGCGCAAGGCCACGCAACAAUCGAAGAGUGGCCAUUACUCUACUUCAUCAGCAAAGCACGCCUCGGAUCAGUUCAAGAUAGAGCGCCAAAUGUCCUCAGCCGACAGCUUCCACUACAAGCCUCUAUUUAUGCACCAGGCAUCGUCUGCUGAGCAGACGUCUCUCGACGACACUGGUUCUUCCUUCGGAGCUGGCGAAGAAAGCAACAACGGCGAAUCGCGAUGGGGAAACAGCGGGUCAGGCUCAACACGUAGGAAGAGAAGGCGCUUGGAUGGUGCCAUUAUCUACUACAACGGCGCGCCCUUCUGCACUGACUUGUCUGGUGACCCGGGAGAUUCGUCUCCGGCAUCGUACAUGACGUCAGCAGGCCAAGAUCAACAAUUAUCUUCCAGCACCGGAUUUCUCAGGCCUGACCUGCCUCACCGCACCGCAUCAGGCUCAGCACUUCCAUAUCGACCUCUCAGCGAUGGCAAAUACGUACCCAGUGUCGCUGUUGGGUCCGAGGAGACAGAUUCUGACGACAUGGAUUUGGAAAUUGAAGCGGAACUUCCUUGGUCAGACGCCACCCAGCCCAACCCCGAAAGUUCUUUGGAUGCCUGUGGCCUCGGCGGGGUGAUUCCGGAAGAUCACUUCAUGGUAACCGUAACCACCAAACGGUCCAAGCAAGACUCACCCGCAGCUUCAUGCAAGCCCGGACUGCAGGAUGUUUCCGAGCUGGUCCAGAGGAUUCAAUUGCCCGCCAAUUCAUUGACCAGUGAGAGAUCAUCGCACUCCCCGCUCACGGAGCCAUCGCGCUGUGUUAGUAUUCAGUACACUGGCAGAUCUGUCAAUAAACUGAACCCUGCGCCGCUACCUCCACCAGGGAUGUACUUCGCGUUUGAUAGCGAUUCAGACGAGUCUGAUGACUCGGAGUUGGAUGAUACCGACUUGGAUGCGCGGUCUAGACCACCUAUGGGUAACCGCAUGCUUCCCCAUGUCUUUGAGGACACAUAUCCUGACGACGAGGAGAUGUCAAGCGGGGACGAGGAAGGUGAGGAGCCCGAUGACGCGGAUGAGCCUAGCGAGGAGGCCGGGGAUGACAGCAGUGAGGAGAUCAAAAUACCUAUACCCCCACGAAAUGCUCGACGCACCAGCAGUAGCAGUGCUGUCGCUGCUGCUGGUACCAUUCGAGGUCGAAGCAAGAGUUUGAGUGCCGAGCUACCUGUGACGACGGGAAGUUCUGUGGCUACUGCUGGCGGAGCUGAGAGUGGCUACAGUAGCGGUCGCGAGGAGAGUGGAUGA
Messenger RNA from Colletotrichum gloeosporioides, 2943 nucleotides. Its product is annotated as Frequency clock protein. Gene Ontology annotation, biological process: circadian rhythm; regulation of DNA-templated transcription. Lineage: Eukaryota; Fungi; Ascomycota; Sordariomycetes; Glomerellales; Glomerellaceae. Gene Ontology annotation, cellular component: nucleus; cytoplasm. The coding region runs from base 1 to 2943 and encodes 980 amino acids. The record is from RefSeq and is a predicted model, not a curated record. The transcript is spliced from 2 exons.